Porites lobata is the source of this 10411-nucleotide messenger RNA. The record is from the annotation of a GenBank genome assembly. NCBI's taxonomy places the organism in Eukaryota, Metazoa, Cnidaria, Anthozoa, Scleractinia, Poritidae.
AUGGAAAUCGAGAUAAAGUUGGUGCUAUCUAUCAUUAUAGCAGUUAUUGUUAGCAGGUCUAUUUUAAUUUAUCAUAGCUAUUUAUCAUCAGACCAAGUGAUCUCCAACGAACAAGGUAAGACGAUCAUCAAAUGUUUAUCAUGUUUAUUCGCUAUCAUCACAAACAACAGAGAACGAUUACCAGGAGAUUCAGUCGUGAUAGUGCCGAACUUAAUUCCUAUUUUAGCCGGCUAAAAUAGUUCAAUACGGCAUUUGAUUCAAACGUCGAAUUUAACUCUGUUCGCUGCCAAUAUUCCCAGACUCUAAAUAAUACAUACUAACUUACUAGAAUUCAAGCAUUCUCGGCACAAGUGAAAUCCGACGUUUCCAUCAAGAGGCGAACCUGAACCUAAGUCGAAUCUUCGACUCUUUCAGUCAAAGAUACGGCGAAAGUCGCAUUUAAUUUAAACAGUCGAAUUUAACUGAUUUAAACGUCGCACUUCACAUGCAUUUAACUCUCGCAUUAAGUUCGGCGCAUGUGAAAUUCAACGUUUCAACCGGGCCUGAAUCAAGUGGACUAACAAGUAAAUGAGUUGCGAUGCAUUCUAAAAAAGAUGUUUUUAGACCGUCAUUUUUGUGCAGUUUUAAACAUGCAUUGUUACAAUUCCUAGAUUUUGUCGUCACAGGUUUUAGUUAUUUUAACCGGGGUCGUGAGGUGGGGGGGAGCGGCUUCUGCCUAUGAUGGCCUAUACUCAAUUGGGGGCGGGGGGGUCCUCGCGAAAAUGGUAGCUUUCAAGGAUUCAGGUAUAAAAAGGACACUACAUCGCCUUGAACCCGGACAGGGGUAUAAAUCAAAGUUAUAAGAUGGGUAGCCGCAUUAUAAUUGUUCGUCAAAAGCAGCUCGAUCAUUUCCAUUGAUAUUAAUGAAAGGGUAGGAAAAUAUUUCAUUUGGAUUUCAGUUUUUAAAAGGCCGAAAAGGGACCUUUGAUUUAAAUCUUUCGAACAAACACAGCUUACGGCUGUUGAAACUUUUAGUUUAUUAAACUCGGAAAAUAACAAAAGAGUUCCUGUUUAAGGCUACAUUACAGGGGCGGAUCUAGGGGAAGGGUGCAGGGGGUGCGCACCAACCCUCCCCCCCCCCUGAGAUGACCUGCGGUUUUUUAAUACAACUGGUAUUCUGCAAAAAAAAAAAAACUAUGUGGUUCAUUGGUGUUGAAGUAGAGCAAGAGACGAGUGCACCCCCUCCUAAAAAAAAUCCUGGAUCCGCCCCCUGCAUUAUCGUGCAUCUUAAAACUCAUUCCGGGUUUUGAAAAGGGGACUCAUUGUUUUAAAGUAGGUGUGUGAAAGCGGUACCUUUUUCCAAUAGCGGGUAUAUGAAAGCGGUACCUUUCAUCUGUCAAAUGCCAAAAAAUGCGGUAAUACUGACUCCUGGCCUCAGACCAUGUAUGUAACAAUUAGCCGUUAAUAGGUUCCCCCCUCCCCCACAACGACGGGAGGUUUUAGCCGUCACAGUAAAUGCUUAAGUGAAAGGGGCUCGAGGACGAAUCAGCAGCUUGCGGUCACAGAGCUUACUGCUGACUUUUAGAUGUCUUACGGUCGCCAUGGCAUAUGUUUGGUAUUCCCUUCGCUGUGGCCAGAAUUUGAUUGCCCGUAGCGCGCCUUUGACUGUCGAGAAGGUUCAGAAUCUGGAGGCCUUACAGAACGAUCUAAAUGUACAUUGUAUAUAGUUCACAAAGCCCUUGGUCACAUAUUGCUGAAGAUUGAAAUGCAAUGAAUAUUUUUAUGUAAAAGUUCAUGAAGAAAAAAAAGAAGCCUUCAAUCGAAAACGGAAAAGAGAAAAAAAAAACCUCAGUUACACUUUAACUUGGUGAUAAUAUAUGCCUCUUUAUAUGGCCUUUUUAUAUUAAGUUCAUUAGCUCUGUCUAUUUAGCGUCAACCUUCAUUAAAUAUAGUUUUUGUCUUAUCUUAUCUCAUAUGGAAGUAAGGAAUCGAAAAGGCAGAGCAGUUUGUUUGCGUGGCGUUAAUAUGGAAUGUUACAAUGCUGAUCAACAAUGUGACGCUGCAUGAAUUUUCCCUUUCAGUGUUAGAUAAUACUGCUCCUAACGACCCCUAUGCAAGCUACCUUUUGUGGCCGCACUUCAGUUUCGUUGGAACAUUCCGAGCCGAUUUCUCAACUGUAGACGAUAUUGUCUCCAACUAUAAUCCAAAUAAGACAAGGAAAAACCCGUCCAAGAACCCAAAGGGCAGUGACGAAGGGAGUGUGAAUGCCUUGGUUACCCAGAUGUGCUUUGCUAAUGGCACCUGCUCGGCGCCAGACGUUGAAGAGAUACCGGUAACAGGUACAAAUAACGAUUUUUUUUUAUUAUAUAAUGGUUCUAGUCCGAUACACUAAAGCUAAUAUCUUUUUUCCGUUUGUCAAGUUUGAUUGGUUACGCGUCGCGGAUCUAGCAAGUUCUUCUGAAAUCUCAGAAGCAUAUAACUCAGUAUAAAAUUUGCCCUAAAAGUGGGAAAGUGGUAAGUUAAACGCUGAUAAUUGCAAAUAAAACUCCGACGUUUCGGCAAUGCUGCCUUCAUCAGGGAAGGCAGCAUUGAUGAAGGCAGCAUUGCCGAAACGUCGGAGUUUUAUUUGCAAUUAUCAGCGUUUAACUUACCUUCCACUUUUAACACAUAACAAACGCUACCGGAACCCCUUUUAUUUGAAUAAAAUUUGCUCUGUCGUUUCUCAGACGUCAUUUCGCGGGGAAACCAGUGGUGGCGCUGCAAAAAGUCGGUUGUUUCCUCAGGCUAUAUACGCCGGGCUCCUCCAAACGUUUUAAUUAAAAAAAAAAAAAGCAAAUAGCGUAAAAGCGUUUUGGUUUUUUUUUUCCCGGCAGCGACGUCAUCACCGAUAAACAAAGUAGGGGGAAUAAAAAAAUAACCGCACUUUAAUUGUUUUAUUAUUCUGAUUAUUUCUUGACAUCAUAUCUUUCAGAUACUGGGACCAAAACGUUUGCAAAGAUUGUGAAUUUGGACCCCCAAGCGGCGUUUUCGGAAAUUUGGGGUUGGAAAAUUCGAGUGGGACAUUCUUUCUCUGGCUAUUUUAAUCCAGUUCCUUUCAAGUAUCUGUAUGGAAGGCGUGGCCGCAGAGCUGUCUAUCAGUCUGAAUUACUAGAUGUGGAGUGGAACGAGUCUCCUUCCUCAUCAGAUUUCUUCAAACAGCUAAAAGAAGCAAUGGGAAAUGACAACAUAAAUUCUCAUCAACUUUCAAUGCGCUUUAAUGUGGAUGUGUAUGUGGGGUACUCGGAGCAAUCGAACUUUACAACAGGAAGGAUCUCAGGUCUGAUUUUGAAUAAUAGCUACAAUCAAUAUUUAUGUUUGAUGCUGACAUUCUUGUUAUAUGCUUAUUAUGUUUUGCUUUGUUUCGGACUUAUAUAUCAAAAAAGAAAACUAAUCGUCAUCAAAAGGCAAAAAAUAUCAUUUUUAGGUCUGUAGCAGUCUGGGUCUGUAGGUUUUGCUGGCUGAAUUGUUGAAUUUAAAAGAUGUUCAAAAUUGGCCCCAAAAUCGUUUUAAAAAUAGACUGGUCCGCAAAAUCGCCGUGACACGAACGCAUAGAAGUUGCUCGCUCUGGGUUAUGGGCUCCCGUCCAAUGCUACAACUAACCCUCGGACAUACACGCACAGUCCUACCCCCACCGUGGUUAGGGGGGAAGGGGGGUUUAGGACCCCCCCUCUUGAGGUUUUAGUAAUUUGCAGUAUUUCGAAAAGUUUUUGCCUUCAGUAGAGAGCCUUUGAUCCUCUCUACCCGAGAUGAGGUUACGACACAUGGUCGCCAUCUUGGCCGCUAUCUUUAUCACCAAUUUGAAACUACGUAAAAACGGCCAGAAUUAAGUAGUAAUUAUUUAUGCUUGAAAUGUAAAACAACACAUAAAUAAGUACUUUGCUUCGAUUGAUCCAUAAGCUUUACUUUAAUUGUUGAAAGAAGUUGAAAAACAUGCAAUUUCACUCAAAAAUGAAUUGACCAUCUGCUACUUAUGGCAUCAUAGCCUGCGUAGCAAGCGUUUCAAAUCGAGUUAUUGCGCGAAAGUUAGAACGGGAGCAAAAAAAAAAAAAAGAUGGAAGGGAGAGGGGGAAGGGAGAAGAGGAAACGCUUGCCUGCACACCCCAUGAUUUUGAAAAACGCCCCUUGAUAUUUCAUAAUUCGGUUCAUUUGUAAAUUGACAGCUCGUCAAAAUAGAAGUAUAACGAACAGAUUACCCCUGGAUUACCACAUUUGUAAAAUUACUUUGUUCUUUAAUAGAACUCAUUCCAGGCGAUUCCAAAAACUGUAAUAGAAAAGGUUUACGAUAAAAGGAGGUUGAAACUCUGAGCGAUUGCUACGGAAUUUCUUGUCAGUUUUUAUUGUGUGGCUUUAUCUCGUCUGAACCCUUGUCAAAACGUCAAAAAUGAUUUGUCCGGAACAAUUCACUCCACCGGCUGUAAGUUUUGCAGAGCGGCUGCUCUUCAGCCCGUGUCGAAAUUGUUCUCUACAAUACAUCCCGCUAAACUUCCAAUAAACAAAAAGAAUCUUUUCAUUUCAAAAAGCUGACAAAUGGUUUGUCCAUGGCUUUAGCUAAGUGUCGAGUACCGAUAUUCUGAUUUACGUUGACGUUAUCUCCAACAAACAGUCCAUUUUUUCCAGUCAGAUCCGCACGCCGUCAUUCCCAAUAAAUUGGAUUUGACUAGUCUCCACUGCUCGAUCUCCAAUAGCUCUGAUCGCAUAAACCUUUGCACAAACACGAUUCAAAGAAAUAUCAGUCCAUCUGCGACCAAAAAUCAGAUGAGACCAGAUCUGUAACGCAAGUAAACAAAGUAUACCUGGUUUGAUUGAUGUUUCGAGUGCUAAGUAAUCAACACUACCAGCACCGCACCAAUCAGAAGCUGCGUUCGUGGGCGAACGCAGUUUUUCAAAUUCGUGGGGUUUGCGGGCAAGCGUUUCCUUCUUUCCCUCCCCCUCCCCUGUCAUUCCUUUUUUUUGCUCUCGUCUCAAGUUUCUUGACGAACUCGCGCGGAAACGCUUGCUACGCAGGCUAAUGGCAUCAUAUCUCGUUACCACAGUAACUGAUCAUCACUACACUUGUGUCAAAAUGAGUGCGAAGGAUAAACGAACAGUUACUGAAAAUGUUAGGUGCUAAUGUUUGUUCGUCUAGGAAACAACUCAGAAAAACCUGAGAGGCGGGUGUCAUCUAUCAUCUGAACUGUAGGAAACUUACUAGAGACUGUUGAAUUGACUUUAAACAAUACUAAACCCUUUGUUGUUCGUUUUUUGCUUCAUUUUUCAGGAACAAUUGGUCUGUUAGGCAAGAAAUCUCCGCCAUUCUUUAUUUUAGGCCGCUCAAUGAAGUCGCAGAUAGAUAAUCUCCAGGAAACGUUUUUCUACGUGGACCAACAGAAUAAAAAAGUUUUUAUUGACUUUGGAAACAGUUUACCAGUUAACAGCGACGGAUCUAUGAGUACCAGUCAUUAUGGCGAUCUCUACGUGGCUUUACCUAAAGGAGAACACCCAAAGCUGGAUUGUUCUGAUGAACUAAUGUGGAUUGGCAGUGUUGAUUACAAGUUGCCACAAUGGUACCGAAACACAAGUGGGAUCCAGACUUUUCCGGUCAAGGGUUCAUCGUCUAUUGUUUAGCUUCCUUAAGCUAUAGAAAAUUCUAGGCAAUUUUUGCUUUUCCGAACAGAUAUUUUACAGAAAACAAUCGUUCGGUGCCCCUGUUUCAUUUUCGCCGCUGUAAGCUGAUUUAGCAACUGCUCUCAUCUGUGGAAACUAAACUACGCGCAGCAAAUUGCGUUCACUGAUAAGUAAUAUGUGUUUUUGUUUUCCAUCUUGGCAUAGUAAAGGACACUGGUUCAUUUAUUUUGGCUUAAUUCUUGUUAGCUGGCACUGAUGAGAUCUGAAAAAAGGUAUUUUUGAAUUUCAGAUUUCAAGUUUACUCAGCUGGUAAAUAUGCUGCAAUCGCGUGAUCCGGUGGGUGACCUGACUGGAUUGCCAGUGGCCAAUCAGGGGAAAUCAGCACAGGUAUAACUUUUAGUUUAUAUUUCCAGUGCUCAAAGCUAAGAACCGUUUCUUCUUGAAGAAAUUCAUCAGGCUAGUAAAGUUAAUAAGUCGAUUUAAAUGUUCUUAAAACAUAGCCAGUCUUAACGUCUUAAUGAUGCUGACAGUUUCGAUGACUGUCAGCCAUUUUUAUCAACACUUGAAAAACAUUAAAAGUGUCAGAAGCCUUAAAUAGGCUUCUGAAGGUGUUAAUUAUUGCGAUAAACGCGCAAAGUUACUCUGUAGACGCCCCCUCUCCCCCUGGUUUGGGGGUGGAGAUCACUUGUGUCCAUAUGGGAGAAAGCUGAUAGGCUCCCUCGGUCACUGAAAAAAAACGGCCCUUCGGUCACUGAAACAGGACGAUUCCAUCAUGAUACUGCCAGCAGACAAGGGAAGAGCCACAGUAGUCAUGGAUAAGACCGAGUAUGAGGAAAAAGUCAACACCAUGUUGAAUGACGUUCACACUUAUGAGAAAUUGCAGGCCGAUCCAACCAGUUCUUAUAAGAGAAAGCUGAUCGAAAAACUGACCAAGUUAAAAAAGGAUGGCAAGAUAACGGAAGAUCAGUACAAAUACUUGUACCCUACAUCUGAGGCCACACCCCGAUUGUACUGCGCACCAAAAAUCCACAAGGCUAACAACCCUCUGGGACCUAUUGUGGAUUACACAGGAUCGACUGGUUACAAUACAUCUAGAGCCCUAGCUGACCUCCUGGGACCUCUGGUCGGCACUACGGAACAUUAUGUCAAAAAUUCCAAAGAGCUUGCUGAAGAAUUAUCCUCAGUCACAUUAGAACAAGAAGACAUCUUCAACUCCCACGAUGUUGUGUCACUAUUUACCAAGACCCCUAUACAGGAGACAUUAACCAUCAUAAGAGAACGCCUAGAUAAAGAUCAAGAUCUAAAGAACAGAAUAAACCUAGAGGUUGAUGAUAUAAUGGAUCUCACAGAAUUUAUUGCCACCACCACAUACUUCAGUUUCAGGGGACAAUUAUUCAAACAGAAGUUCGGCACAGCCGUGGGCAGCCCAGUAUCCCCGAUCCUGGCUAACUUCUUUACGGAAUGGCUAGAACAACAGGCCAUCGCCACUGCUCCCAUAGACUGUAAACCUAAGCUACGGAAACGAUAUGUGGAUAUCCUAGAAAUCAUUAAGAGGGGAAAGGUGGAGGCUCUGAUAGAUCAUCUCAACGAAAUAGACUAAACAAACAGCAUCAAAUUCACGCACGAACCAGAGAAAAAUGGCCAGAUCCCGUUUCUGGACACCCUUAUCACCAGGAGGGAGGACGGAUCCAUCAAACUACUGGUUUACAGGAAAGCCACACAUACAGACCAGUACCUGUCGUUUCAAUCGCAUCAUCCACUUCAGCACAAACUUGCUGUCAUACGGACGUUAUUGGAAAGGAGUGACAGCAUUGUCACGGAAGAAGAAGACCGUAAACAAGAGGAAGAACACAUAAGAACAGCCCUUCAUACAUGUGGUUACCCGGAUUGGGCGAUAAAGAAGGUCAAAGAGCAAAUGAACAGGAAGAAAGCUAUUAGAAAAGAUAAAUCCAAGAAAGAUAAAGCACAAGAAAAAUCAAGAGGAGUGGUGACUGUCCCAUAUGUCCACUCAUUCACGGAGAAAAUACAACGUAUAUUCACCAAACACAGGGUAGCCACAGUGGUUAAACCUCAAACCACCUUCAGACAGGUUUUAGUUCACCCUAAGGACAAAGUUAAGAAGCAAAAAAAAAAAGGCUGGAGUGGUGUACAAUAUUCCAUGCAGCCAAUGCGAAAAGGUAUAUAUCGGUGAAACAGGGAGACAGCUGGGAACCAGAAAAACAGAGCACAGAAAGGAAGCAGAAAAGAUCUCUGUCAGAAAUUUCAUAAGAUCCACCCGCAGAGCUUCUACCAAUGAACACCAUAAAUCAGCCAUAACAGACCACGUCUGUCAGAAAAAUCAUAGUAUGAAUUGGGAAGCAAGUGAAAUAGUUGAGCAGGAAAGCGACAAGUUUAAACGAUGGAUCAAGGAAAGCAUAUGUAUUAGAUCGAACACUCCUACUAUGAACAGGGACGAGGGAGCCUAUCAGCUUUCUCCAAUAUGGACACAAGUGAUCUCCACCCCCAAACCAGGGGGGGGGAGGGGGAGGGGGCGUCUUCAGAGUGACUUUGCGCGUUUAUCGCAAUAAUUAACACCUUCAGAAGCCUAUUUAAGGCUUCUGACACUUUUAAUGUUUUUCAAGUUUUGAUAAAGAUGGCUGACAGUCAUAGAAACUGUCAGCAUCAUUAAGACGUUAAGACUGGCUAUGUUUUAAGAACAUUUAAAUCGACUUAAGAACCGUUUUAGGCAAAUGAAACGUUAGCACCGGUAUGUUAUAAUCAAGUGAAGGUGGUUUUUAAAGUGUGCUUGUAAGCGUAUAUGGAUGUUCCAGGUUAGUUUAUGAGAAUUUUUUUAUUCAAAAAUAAAAAUAUUUUCUCUUUGAUUUGUUCUAAUUGGCCCCGGCCAAUCCUUCAUACCGUCGCAUGCAAUGUGUUCUUCCUGACACUUAUCCUAAUCUACAUCCUGAUAAAAAAAAAGUAAAACAGUAACUAUCUAACAUACUUCAGUCAUGGUCACUGACGCCUUCCUAGUCUACCGGUGGAAGAAAACGCGCGUCCAUCAGAUAUUGGCAGAUAUCUGCUGAUUCUGAAUGUUGUUAUUGUCGUUGUGUUGCUGCUGGUUACACUUCAAAGAUUAAAUAUAAGUGCUUGCAUUUUUUCAGGGUGGUAUAUUUCCAGGCGAAAACGUAACGUAAAAGUAAUUAAAAGCGAGAACACCAUCGGCCGUUUCUACAAUCACAUCUUAAACGCUCUUGGUUACCUCACGCAUUGUGGCAACGACAGUUCAAUUUUCACAGGAGACCCAAGAAAACAAGUCAAUUUUGAUGGGUGGUCGGUGCAGGGUAAGACAAUAGAGGUAACUGACUAUCUAUCAUCCAUUGCUGCCAUCCAAGCCAUUGUUGAGCAAGGUGAAGGAAGCUCUCCUUGUAACCCUGAUAGCUGGUUUUCAGGAAAAGAGCAACUGUCACAUUACUAUUUGUUCUACUCCAUUGCUGAGAAACGGGAGAUUGAAGUGUUUCACACAAACAGAACUGGAAGCAAUGAAGUAUGUCUUUGACUACGUACAUUUUUAUGGAACAGCUAUUAAUAGCAGAUGCCCUGAUGUGAUUGCUAAUUUGUUUCUCGAUGACGCCACUUUUGAUAAUGAAUGAAGAUCCAUGAUAGCUAGACGUUAAAACGUUAAAAGAAACAUAUGAAAGUGAGGCAAAUGAUAAGAAAUGUUAUUUUGCAAUACCUUUCAUUGCGCGCAAAUUAGCUGUUUGAUCAACAGGCUCGCAAAUAAAGCCAAUCUUGGAACAAGAAAUGUCAAAGAUGGAAACCUAAAGAGUUCUAAACCUGGAUACAUUUUUACCCCCCAUUCCGCAUUACUAACCCACCACACUGACCCUCAAAAAGCAUACCUUUAGCUGGUCACGUCACAUUAGUGUCGUGGUCUGAAAAAAGCGUUGAAUGAAACAGCAGUCGCUUUGAUAACUGUGAUGACGAAAGACGUACAUUCAUGCUGUCAGAGAGCCCAUUAUGAGCAUGAAAAUUGAAAGCAUUGGUUUGAACUUUGGAAAAAUUUGGGUCUAAGUUUUAAACUGUAGUAUAGAAAAGCUGAAAUGCUGAAGAAUUGGCAGAUAUAUGAACUAUGUGUGAUCGACGCUCUUCUCCAUGAUAUCACUCCGAGUCUGUAAGAAAAUAGCAAAAUGAGAGAGUUUUCUUUGAAUCACUUCAAUCAGUUUUGUUGUUAUUCUAGAGUUUCUCCUUUAAGACUAGUUUAUAAUUGGCCAGUUUCGAAUGAUACAAUUUUGUACUUGGUUCCGAGGAGUGGUUAGGUACAAAUUUGAGGACAUAAUAAAAAAGAUUCAUAAUUUUUUUUUCUCAGCCUCGACGCCAAAUAUGAAUUUUGAUACUUUGAAAAAGGCCUAAACAUCUCAAGUUUUUUUCUCCAAAUUUUAUGUCAGUGCCUCUUUUACUUUCUGUAAAUCUUUCUUAAUAGGACUUUAACUGCUCGUAUUACUUCGCCGGUCCCAAGAUUCCUUUCGAUCCCAAAGGCGUUUGGCCGAUGGUUGACAGUCCUCGAAUGUCCCGGUAUCAAGCGGGUUCUAAAGCGUACAGGCAGGCAGUAAGGUUCAACAAAGCCUAUACAAGGCUGUUGAAGUCUUUGGACAAGGUAUUCAACGGUCAUCCUGACACCUUAAGGGAUGCCAUUGGCUGCAUGUACUCAGUUGAUCUUCACUUGAAAAAGUUGGUAAAGACACCCAUCGAAGACAACGGGGACCCGCUUGUUGGGCCUAACGCUGGGCCGACCUUUGAGUUUACACCAUAG